CGUUCUGCCUCAUUCACAUUCAUCGUCUAUUGGCCGUUUUGGGGAGCAGAUCUAGCCUUUUAUUCAUCCCGACGCUCCGGCCCAUGCGCACCUUCCUCUCCCUCCUCUCGUUUCGGAGCUACGCGCCGUGGUCUGCCACACGCGACUGGGAUGGAUCAGCACGGAGGAACCCUCACUCGCUCGGCAGUUCCGACAAUCUCUUAACGUCAUUUAAACCGGAGAUUUAAAUAGCUUUCCACAAGGCCAUACGGCUAUAUUCUUUAUUUUUCGCAUGGGCGCAAUUGUUUUUUAGAACAGAGAUGCAGUGACUCAGCCGUCAAACUUGAACGUGGUCCCGCCAAAUCCCGGCUCUAGAAGAUCUGGAGCUAGAAUGCUGGAUUUGAAGGCAAACAACGACUUUCAUGUUGCUUGGAGCGAUGAAUGCCGGGCUGUCUCCAGACAUGACACACCGCUUAGAGACAUCAGCAGUGUUUCAAUGUGUGUGUGCACAUCCUGCCCUCUGUGUCGGUGUGUUACCACUGAGCUGUGACCGCUAGUACUGGUGACGUGAUGGACAACAAACACUGCCUCCAAAGCUCAUCUGAGGCGGAUGGCUCCAAUCACAAUUCAGGAACCUCCCUAGUCAUCAAAUGGAUCUCACUGUCUCCACUGAGCUACCUGAGGGCCGGUAGCACAAAGCUCAAGGUGGUGAGCUUCCUGUUUGGCCUGACGUUGUCCUUCUUCAUCGUGGCUUCCUACAUCCUGACGUGGGACAAGACAGGAAUUCUGAUAACUCCGGCCCCCUCCCCGCUGAGGCCCUCCCUGGACAUGAGAUCCCUGUUGAGGAACAUCCUAUUCAAACUGGACUACACACCCAGGAGAGUCCCAGACGAGAGAGAGGUUAUUGGCUCCGACCCAGAGUUGUUUUCCGCGAUUCCUCAAUGGUUCCUUCCCCAAGUCAAGAACCCGUGCUGGCUGGCCGAGUAUUUGAGCGAGCCCGGCGUCGACCCGUAUUGGAGGAACCUGUUCACGCUGCGCUCUAAGAGCUUCAAAACAGUCUGUGACAACAUGAGGACUAGCUUCCAGGGACACCUGCACCACAGAGACGGCAAAGUGUACCGGCUGCGCUGCUUGCCGUACUUCUACAUCAUCGGUCAGCCGAAGUGUGGCACCACCGACUUGUUUCACAGACUGCGCCUGCACGGGGAGAUUAAGUUCACCACCAUGAAGGAGCCCCACUGGUGGACAAGGAAACGCUUCGGUUAUAUUCGUUUUAAAGAUGGCCUGAAGGCGCGUUUCCCUUUGGAAGAUUACCUGGACCUCUUUGACAUGGCAGCCCAUCGCAUCCAGGAACAUAUGCUCGCUAAUUCAUCCACUGAAAAUAGCGAAGUUCAAUUCAUUACAGGCGAGGCAAGUGCAUCCACAAUGUGGGAUAACCAAGUUUGGAGCUAUCUCCACGGAGACAAGGAGGAGGCAGAACCACUGUUACUGGCCCAAGACUUCAUCCACACGGUUCAGCCAAAUGCCAAAAUAAUCAUCAUGCUUAGAGAUCCAGUAGAGAGGCUAUACUCAGACUACCUGUACUUCAAAGUAGCAAACAAGUCCAUGGAGGACUUCCAUCAGAAGGUCAUCGACUCACUGCAGUUAUUUCAGGCCUGUCUAUUGAACAGCACUCUUCGGUACUGCGUCUACAACACCGACCUCUCCAACGCAAUGCGGUCAGUAAGGCUGAAUCUGGGUAUGUACGUUGUCUUCCUUCUGGAUUGGUUGACAGUUUUCCAAAAAGACCAGAUCCUAAUUCCAUUGGAGGAGUACGCAGCCAACCUUGGCGCGACGAUACAGAAAGUGUUUGAAUUUCUAAAUGUUGGUACGUAUGCAGUGGCUAAAGAUAAGAUAGAAGAUAUGAUCAUUCAUUGAUUUCCGAUGUCAUCACAGCAAAUUCAUAUUUUAAAGAAGGACAAACUGAAAAGGGACUUAAUCUCUCUCUUGUUCUCGUUCUCGUUCUCUCUC
Gadus macrocephalus (Pacific cod) is the source of this 1989-nucleotide messenger RNA. Its product is annotated as carbohydrate sulfotransferase 15-like. Gene Ontology annotation, biological process: hexose biosynthetic process. Lineage: Eukaryota; Metazoa; Chordata; Actinopteri; Gadiformes; Gadidae. Gene Ontology annotation, molecular function: N-acetylgalactosamine 4-sulfate 6-O-sulfotransferase activity. The record is from RefSeq and is a predicted model, not a curated record.